AUGGAUAACAAAGAUACACCCGAGAAGAACGACACGUGCUAUUUUGAAGAUGUUGCCAAGGUAGAGAGCGCAUCGCCACCACUCGAUUCCGAUGAUGAUCCCAAGAUGACGGUUCGUCGCUUCAUGCCGUUGGUUGCCAUGGCCUUCCUCUGGACUGGCUCGCAGAUUCCACUUUACCUCUAUGGUGCCAUUCCGCCUUACAUAUAUGGCGACAUUGGUGGUGUUGAUAGGUGGAUCUGGUUCGUCCUGGCAAAUUUGCUGGCAUUGGCCUCCGUUUGCCCUUUCGUUGGAUCCCUCUCCGACCUAUUCGGACGACGAUACACCGCUAUCAUGGGAGCUAUCUUCCUGAUCAUCGGCAACAUUAUCACAUCGACAUCCCACACCAUGAACAUUUUUAUUUGCGGCAUGGCAUUAGCUGGAAUUGGAGCUGGUAUCCUGGAACUGACUGCUCUUGCUGUGACCUCCGAAAUUGCUCCAACCAGGAAACGAGGCAAAUACAACGCUUGGAUGAUUUUUACCAUUGUGCCCUUUUGCCCAUCUGUGCUUUGGGCACAGUGGGUGGCUCACUAUGGUAGCUGGCGCUACAUAGGCCUCUGGUGCGCCGUAUGGGCCUUCAUCGGCUUGGCUCUGACUUUCGUCUUCUACCAUCCUCCUCCGCGUUCGAACACAUCUGGGCUCUCCCGGAGAGAGGUUCUGAAGCGAAUUGACUACGUUGGCGGUUUCCUGUCUAUUUCCGGGCUUUUACUAUUCAUGGCUGGCUUGCAAUGGGGAGGUUACAACUACCCUUGGACUUCGGCUCAUACCUUGGCGCCUCUACUCAUAGGUGCUGCACUUGUCGCUGCAUUCGUUGUGUGGGAGGCCAAGUUCGCGGCUUAUCCGAUGUUUCCAUCAAGUAUCAAGCGAGAGCCGAGAAUCCUGUUGUUGACCCUGAUCAUUACGUUCAUCUCCGGCGCGAACUUCUUCUCCGUCCUGCUAUUCUGGCCCACGCAAUCUUACAAUGAGUAUGGGCAUGAGCCAACCGCCGUUGGGGUCCGCAACAUCACCCUCGGGUUCUCAAUCUUGGCUGGCGCGUGCAUCGUUCUCGCCCUACUUACCUACACGCGCGGCCACAUCCGCCUCCUGAUGCUCGGAUCCUGCAUCUUCAUGACGGCGGGCGGCGGUGCUAUGGCUGCUCUGCGCACCGACAACAUCUGGCUCGUCUACGUUGUCCUCACCAUCGCCGGCCUGGGAAUCGGAGGAAUCGUUGUUCCAGCAAGCAUCAUUACCAACAUCAUCUGUCCGGAUGAGUUGAUCGCAACAGUGACGGCCUUGACUUUGGCCAUCCGCGUGCUUGGAGGUGCCAUUGGUUACUGCAUAUACUAUAACGUCUUUGCCCAGAAGUUUGCACACGCCGCGGCAGAUCUCAUCCUCGUUCCAACCGCAGCUGUAACACUACAGACCAAGGAUCCGGAGGUUUUGAAGAAGGUCGUCGAGAUUACGGUUGCCGGGUUACUGGACUUGUUCUACGAGUUCCCCAACAUUACGGACGCGCAGGUUCAAACUUUGGUUCAUGCUGGGCAAGAGACGUAUGCUUACGCGUAUCCGUAUGUGUACUAUGUUUCCAUAGCGUUUGGCGGUAUUUCAAUCAUCUGCAGCCUUUUCCUUGGCAACAUCAAGAAAUACAUGACAGACAAGGUUGCGGUCAGCAUGUAG
This is a messenger RNA of Lasiodiplodia theobromae, 1692 nucleotides long. Its product is annotated as Fungal trichothecene efflux pump. Gene Ontology annotation, molecular function: transmembrane transporter activity. NCBI's taxonomy places the organism in Eukaryota, Fungi, Ascomycota, Dothideomycetes, Botryosphaeriales, Botryosphaeriaceae. The coding region runs from base 1 to 1692 and encodes 563 amino acids. Gene Ontology annotation, biological process: transmembrane transport. The transcript is spliced from 5 exons. The record is from RefSeq and is a predicted model, not a curated record.